CGGCCCCAAGAAAGAGGAUCAGCUCAGCUCAUUUUUUUUUCUGUUCAGCAAUUACAUCUCAACAAAUUUUAUAUCGUUCAUAGGAGGAAUAUAUUAAGAUCUCUACCAUGUUGCAUGAACUUUAACAGUCGGUUUCUGGUUUUCGAAGAGGAUUCUUAUUUUUGUGGAAAAGGGAAAGUUUUCCCCAGACCAUGCCGACUACUAACUCACAUAGGAGGCUAUCUUGCCAAUGGAUUCAUUUAAGUUACAUCAUACUCACUAUCUUUUCAGUUCAAAGGAUUUCACAGGCAUGUGAAGUCCUACUAGCACCUGAUAAUGGCUCUCUUUCUGCUGAGGAAGGAUUCGGAGAAGGGGCUACUGUAACGUUUAGUUGUAACGAAGGUUACAGUCUGAUUGGGUCACCGUCUACUACGUGUAACAACGAUGAGUAUUCAAGACCCGUUCCAUCAUGUGUUCUUGAUUGCAGUGAUCCCGGAUCUCCUAUGGACGGGUCCCAAGAAGGGACUCCGACAUACCAGGCUUAUACAACGGUUUCAUUCGUUUGUGAUACCGGGUUUGGGCUGGUAGGGGCACCGACUAUAACAUGCGAUGGCGGGACGUGGACUCUACCAGUGCCGGAAUGUGUUGCCAACUGUGCUGACCCGGGGGUACCAUCUUCAGGUAGACAGGUAGGGAAUCCAACUUAUCUCCAAGGUACUACUGUAUCAUUUGAGUGUGAAGAGGGUUUUACUCUGAUUGGUGCUUCUGUUAUCUCCUGUGAGGAUGGCCAAUGGGAUCGAGAAAUACCAGUAUGUGCAGCCGACUGUUCUGAUCCUGGAACUCCUGCUGACGGAAACCAAUCUGGUUCCUAUGGUAACGGAGAUACGGUGACGUUCACCUGCGAUGAUACAUUCACCCUGGUAGGAGCUAGUAUCAUCAGUUGUGUGGAAGGAGUCUGGAGUGACGAAGUGCCCCUUUGCUACGCUCAAUGUGGAGAUCCUGGAGCAUUCGAGAAUGGACUCAAGUCGGGAGGUGUGGAGUAUGGAGACACACUCACCUAUACCUGCAACGGAGGAUAUACACUGGUUGGAGCGUCGGAAUUAACAUGUACAAACAGUGGUUGGGACACCGAGGCACCCAUAUGUUAUCAAAGCUGCACAGACCCCGGGACUCCUUUGUUUGGCAGUCAGUCAGGGACGUAUGAACAUGGUGAUGUGGUGGAGUUCGCAUGUGAUAGUGGAUAUACCCUCAUUGGUGCAUCACAGAUUACGUGUGAAGAUGGAAUAUUUUCAGCAGAAGCUCCAAUCUGCCAAGCCGACUGUUCGGACCCCGGGACCCCUGAAAACGGAGCUCAAUCUGGUACCUACAGCAACGGCGAUAUAGUGACUUUCACGUGUGACGCCACCUAUACGCUCGUAGGAGCCAGUAUCAUCACUUGUCUUGGAGGUCCUUGGAGUAAUAACGUACCAGAAUGCAUUGCGGCUUGUGGCGACCCUGGGACCAUCGAGGACGGGACUAAGUCAGGUGGAGUGGAGUAUGGCGACACACUCAUCUAUCUUUGCAAUGAUGGAUUCACCCUGGUGGGAGCUUCUGAGUUAACAUGUACAAGCAAUGGAUGGGAUGCCGAACCACCAGUCUGUUACAGUAAUUGUGAAGACCCUGGUACUCCACAGUUUGGGAGUCAAUCUGGAACCUUUGACCAUGGCGACGUUGUAACCUUCGAAUGCAACCAGGGUUAUACAUUGAUCGGUGCAUCUCAGAUUACUUGUGAUGAUGGAUCAUACAAUGCAAACAUUCCUGAAUGUGAAGGUGGUGCCUCUGUUUCAACUGAUUCUCCUGCUGGUACAACACAAGGAUCAAAAGAAACAACCGUUGCUACAUUUACAACUGGAGAAGCUGCGAUAACCACUGAACCUACUAGCAAAGUGACAAGAGUCAAAGGAACCACAAAUGAAAUAACUCGUGGUGCAGCUACAACUAAUGAAGCGAUUGUGACCAGUAAAGGAACCACAAUGAAAGAUAGUCCUGCAACAACAAAGCAAAUGACGACGGAAUUAAGGGAAACAACACUAGGUGUGGACGUCGACACGACAAGGCCCGAUUCGUCGACAAGGCCAACAACAUUUUUUUCCUCAAGGCAGCCGUCGGAAUCGACGUCUGUCCCCAAAACAACCCUCGCAGGAGCUCCCACGACAGAAGCUGGGGUUACUACAGCUUCAACGACUUACACUGCAAGAACAGAGAGAGAAACGACGCCAUUAAUCGACACCGAAACCACUAGACAAGAAACAUCCACCAGGUCACCUCGAACAACCAAUUCAAGAGCUUCCACCAGACCUCUGCCCGAAGGAACUACUCGCGACUACACUACAAUAAACAUUUUAACAUCGUCCCAGUUGAUAACUACUGAUGACUCAUCACCAGAACCACCGACAAGGCCACGUCCUAUUUGUCCAGCAAUCUUGGCCCCAAAUCAUGGAUCUUACAGACGAUAUGAUUGGUAUCACCGCGGGGAGAAGGUUUUGUUCAUGUGUAAUCCAAACUACGCAUUAGUCGGUCCAAAAUGGAUCAUCUGUGUUGAUGGAGAAUGGAGUGGCCCUGUACCUGAAUGUAAAAUUACAUGUGGACGGUAUCCGCCUCCCCCAAGGCAUGGCUAUGUCCUUCCCCCUGAUAGACACAUUCCAUCCCACCCUUCAUACUGGACACCUCGACCAGGAUUCGAAGAAAUGGUGUCCGUCACAAGAGCUAUGUUUCCUGGCGGUAUGAGAAGAAACGAAACGCUAGGAGAAAUAUUCGAUGAAACCGGAGAAGUCGAUGAUGUACCAGGUCGCCUUGGAGCCUUAAACUUUCCAAACAUUGGAAUUGGAAACCCAUUUGCAGGUGACGACGAAGAAUCGGCCUCAGCCUCUCCAGGUGCAACAAGAAAUUCUGAUAAUGGAGGCUGGGGGAUACCAAUCGAAAUAAUUGAUUUGCCUGAUCUAGAAAUACCAUUCAUCGGCGGUGGAGAUAUCCCUGGCGAUAUGGUGACCAUUUCUCCAGGAUUUACCUUACCCACCGUUACCUGGGAAGGUGCUUACGCAGGUGAUUCAUCGAACAUGUUCCCAAAUUUCGGAAAUUUCCAGGCUACUCAGGUUAUCCAACAAAUAAUUGAUAUUGCAAUGGAAGUAGAUUGGCGGGUUAUUGAUUCUGAAUCUUUUGUCAUCCGUAUUUUACGUGAAUUAUUCAAGAUAUUCAGUGACUUAUUAUUGACAACUGACUGGGUAAAUGGUGAUCUAUCGACUAUCAAAUGGCAGAACACGAACAUGUCGACCUUGCCCUUGCCGCCCAUGUUGCGAGACGGUUUAAGUUUGAUACUCUCAACCGAUUGGCAGAACUAUGAUUGGACAUCAAUUGAUUUCACUGAACUUGCUUUCUUUGACUUCAUAAAAGAAAUCAUGUAUGUCAUAACAGAUACUGAUUGGUCCAUGGUUACAGAUAUCCCAGGCGUCAUUGCGUCUAUUCAACGUCCAGACUUUGAUAUGGGUGAUCUAUCUGGUAUUGACCUCUCUCGCAUCAAUACAACACGCCUUUCAAUAAAUGUAGACGUUCUUCGGCUCUUAGGAAACGAGUUUCUGAAUGGUGGUAACUUAUCAGCUGCUGACUGGGAAGCCAUAGUUGCAAGUAUAAACUCGAAUCUUCCCACAGGAUUUCCAUUAUUACGAUUGGAGUUAAGAGAAAGAUCAUUACCAUAUAUAGAUUGGAGUACAAUGAACACCACUGCCAUUAACUUAAAUGAUAUGAACUGGUUCAAUGUGUCAUUGAUUCCUAGAUUCAUCAGGGACCUCUCCGUUCUCUUAUUAACAACAGAUAUGGAAGAUAUAACAGCGGACCAUAUUUUACCUAUGUUACCCAUUCCACUUAAUAUAAGAGAAAUGAUCACAGUUAUGAUGAAUUUCAACUGGAACCGGCUAAACCUAACCGGAUUAAAUGACAUGCCCGUACCCUCAUCAGCAUAUGAAAUGAUUACUCUGGUAACUCGUCUUUUGCGUCAAAAUCCAAUCGAAUUGAAUCUUUUCCGAAACUACACCGGUAUGGACUUGGCAAACAUGUACAACAUGAAUUUGACAGAUAUGCCCGUAAUAAAUGCUCUGCGUCCAUUCUUGUCAAGCUUUGGCGAUGUUAAACUUACUAAUAUUACUAAUGUCCAGUUACUUCGACCCUAUUUAAACAUUCUGCUUAACACGGACUGGAGUAGCUUUGACAGGAAUAACACCGAUUUUAGAAAUAUGAGUUUGCCCGAUACCAUCCAAAACGCUCUAGAGUAUAUGCUUUCAUAUAAUUGGGAUAACGUUAAAACAACGGUUCUUGAAAGUAUGAUGCCAGCAUCUAUUCAACACAUUCUUUUGAUUUCAAGAAAGUUAGGCAUGACAAAUAUAGAAACAAUUGAACUUGUGCUACCUCUAUUGCCAUGUCCAGACUAUGUGAAGGACUGGAUGGAGAUCGCAAUUCACUUCAACAUGCAAGGCCUCGAUAUUAAAGGAAUCAAUAUGACCACCCUUCUCCCAGACGAAUGGAGGGAAUAUUUGAUAAUUCUUAUGAAUACAGACUUUGAAAGCAUCAGCUUUAGCAAUGUUACUGAUUUGCUUCUCCUCUCAGAGGUCCGGGAAUUUCUCCACUUUCUAAAUGCCACAGAUUGGUCAACUAUGGAUAUGGACAAUAUAGUUUCGUUGGUGAUGAACAUGGAUUGGGAGCUUCCUGAUACUUUUAAUCAAUCGAUGCUGCAAAAUCUUGAAGAAAUGUUUCUAAUGUUCGGACACAUUGAUUGGGAGAGCUUCGAUUGGACAAUCGAGAACAUAACAAAUCUUCCAAUCCCUGAUACUAUCAGUCGAUUUCUCAUUAUACUAAUGCAGACAGACUGGGAGAAUUUCAACUGGGAUCAGAUUGACCUAACUUCUCUUUCAAUCCCAUAUGAGAUCAAAAGUGUAAUAUUUGCUAUAACUAACACGCCAUGGGAUGCUGUUGAUUGGACUCGAAUGUUGAACAAUUUACCUAUUCCUCAGGGUAACAAGGAUUUCAUUCUGAUGUUGAUGGAUGUCGAAGUCCAAAAUAUUAUCUCCGAUUUUUUAAGUCAACUUACGAUGGUGGAAUGGAUAAAUCCUAUGCCUGACAUCGAAAUGGAAAAUAUAGACUGGGCAAUGAUACUCGAUGUUCUAAAUCUGCCAAUAUCAGAGGAUGUGCACAAUUUGUUGCUACUCAUAUUGACCUCGAACAGAGAGAAUUGGGAUACAUCUACGUUAUCUGAUCAACUUUACGAAUUUAUGUACUUCCUGGAAAGUAUAUAUUGGGAAAACUUCGACUUCAUGCAAGCGAUUGACCUCAUGAACCUUCCCUUACCUGAUCAGAUCAGAAGCAUGGUCAUGAUGACGGAACAGAUCGACUGGGAGAGCUUUGACUGGAUGAACAUGGACUUUACAGUAAUAAGAGAGCUUCUAGAAGGAUUCAUGGGUAUGGAAAAUAUUGAAUGGUCUGAUGUCAUAGAUCUUUCUGGUUUACCAAUAUCUGAUCAAUUGCGAAUGUAUCUGGAAAUGAUGAUGUCAUUGGACUGGGGAAGUGUUGAAUGGACUGAUGUCAUUGACCUCUCAGGUCUUCCAGAACCUAUUAGAUCAUUGUUGCACAGAAUGAUGAGCAUGGAUUGGGAGAACGUUGAUAUGACUGAUUUCCCUAUGCCAGACCAGUUAAGAGAGUACGUAAUGGUGAUAACGCGAAUGGAUUGGGAGAAUUUUGACUGGACCCAGGUUAUCGACUUGUCUGGACUUCCUAUCCCAGAUCAAAUGAAAUUGUUCCUUCAAAUACUCACGAAUAUUGACUGGGGUAACAUGAGUUGGGAACAAGUGGAUCUAUCAAUGGUACCUAUGGCUGAUCAAGUAAGAGAGUUUCUCAAUUUGGUGAAUGGCCUUGACUGGCAAACCACUGACUGGACACAAAUAAUCGACCUGACAGGUCUUCCGAUUUCAGACCAAACUAAAAUGUUCAUCCAGGAGCUGAUGAGAGUGGAUUGGGAAAACCCAAACUGGAGUGAAAUGGACUUCUCUAGACUACCUUUGUCUGAAGAUAUGAGAAGUAUGCUUCAUAUGAUGUUGACCACGGAUUGGAAUAACGUUGAAUGGACUAAAAUUAUUGACCUUUCUGGCCUACCCAUCUCUGAUCAAAUGAAGCUUGCCAUCCAAUGGAUGAUGAGAAUGGACUGGGGCAACACCAAUUGGAUGAACGUCCAGAGUAUGAUGGAGCAUUUCAUGGCUUUCGUUCACAGAGUAGAAUUCAUUAUUUCUGACUUACUUCCUCGUCCAUUUUAUGUCAUGUAUAACAAGAUAUUGGAGUUUUUUAUUCGGUUCGACUUACCUUUUUUACCUGACUUACCACGCCCCUGGCCUCCUCCACUUGCUGGUGAUAGCAUUACGUACGUCUGCAAGAGAGGCUUUGAGCUGAUUGGAACAUCGACACUUACCUGUAGGAGUGAUGGUUCAUGGAAUAGUUUGCCUCCUCAAUGCCAAAGAAUAAGACCAACAGAAUCCCCUCGUCCCACCGAACAGCAAAAAUCAACCGAUGGGCCUAGUCCAACUGAAACACCUCAGCCUUCGGAACCUGCAAGAACCACGCUUGAAACCACGACAGAGUCUGAAGAAACGACUCAGAAAGAUGCAACAUCUCUACAGUCUCAAACAACUGAGGAAUCCACAACAGAAAGAUAUCAAGGAACUACCAGUGUCGAUGAAAUGACUACUCCACGAUCGGAUCUGCAGACAUCGGAGGCAUUAACAAGCAUGGUGGUUACAACUGAAGAACCUUCGCCUUUCCCAACAACACCUUCAGAUCCGUGUUUGUUGAAUCCUUGUCUUUCAGAUGUCAACACAGAUUGUAUUUCUUUUGGUAAUGCAUAUCAAUGUCAGUGUCAAUCAGGAUACACGAGGGAUUCAAACAAUACUUGCACAUCAACUCAGCAGUUUGCAGCUGUGAUUCGAAUCACUGAGGUAAAUGGUGGAACUGCUUCAUUUACAGAGGAUCUGGAGGACAAAACAUCCUCAGCAUUCCAGACUCUGGCUGCUGAUGUAGAAAAUACGCUUGAUAUUAUAUACCUGAUGAGCUCUCUUUCGGAUUCGUAUCUUGGAGCAACUGUCAAUGGUUUCUCCAAUGGCUCCAUUGUUGUGGAUUACACAAUUAAAUUCAGGGAAGAGGAAAGAACUGAACCAACGAAUACAACCGCCAAUACAACGAGGCCGACGAUAGAUUCAACAUCCGUUGUCGCAGCAUUCAAACAAUCUUUGGAGAUGGUUGUGGAUAUGGGUACUGUCAAUGUCAGCAUCGAUGAGUCAUCUAUCAUGAUUUCCGAUCUGGAUGAAUGUAUGUCAAGCGAGGACAAUGACUGUGAUGACAACGCUUUCUGCAUCAACAGCGAGGGAUCGUUCACUUGUCGGUGCCGUGAAGGAUUCAUCGAUAUAUCAUUAAACAUCCUUGAUCGACCUGGUAGAAGAUGUGCUCUACCAAUGACAACACCCACAAUGCCCCCACAACCUCCAAACCCAUGUUCGAGAAAUCCAUGUGCAUAUGCACGGGCUGACUGCAUCGUUGUUGGUAGAUCUUUCAAGUGUGUGUGCCGACAUGGAUCGGCUUUCAAUCCGGAUGGUAUCUGCGAAUUAACCUGUGGACCUUUUCCAUAUCCACCACGAAAUGGGUACGUCAUCUUUGACGAUAAUUACCCCCCAGCAAUGGGAACUCAAAUGACGCCUGAUGGAAUGGAAGGAAACGGCUCUACAUCUGCCUGGGAAUGGCCUACCACGAGAGACACUUUCGGUUAUGAAUUCACCACAGCUUCUGACAUUUUUUGGAGGGACGAAAUCGAUGAUUCCGGAAACUUUGGCGAUGCAGCGUCGCGUAUUGAAAGCCUGAAUUUUCCGAACCUUGGGGUCGGAAACCCAUUUGAAGAAACCACCACCUCGAAUAGAGAGCCGGCAGAUUCGGGAAAAGAUGGUUUAUUUGGUGACCUUCCAAAUAUCGAGAUUCCUAAUGUGGACAUACCUGACCUACCCGGUGUAGGUAACCUAAACUCUGGAGCAUCACAAGUUAUACAACAAUUAUUCGACAUAGUAAUGGUUAUGGAUUGGCAGAACAUUGAUCUGUGGUCCGUGGAAACUUUCCAAGUACUUCGUAGGAUAUUCGAAGCAGUUCUUGAACUCAUCAGAAAUAUAGAUCUAGCCAGCAAUGAUAUUACGGACAUAAAUUGGAUGAAUAUGAAUUCAUCUGUGAUAUCUGAUAUGGUUCCAACUAUUGAUAACCGAACAACAAACCUAUUAACCAUCAUCAUAAGAGAAUCUAUUUCAAGUGCAAACCGGUCGUACGUAAAUUGGAAAGAAGUAGUUGAUGCAUUAAAUCUAUUUUUACCUCAAGGUCUCCCCAGAAUCCGAAUGUCAGCGAAUGGGAGACCUGAUUUCGUACUUGACUGGAGUACUUUUGAUAUGGCAUCAGUAUCGUUGCCCGAUAACUUCAUGCAGGCUAUCACCAUGGGAAUGGACUGGCAGAAUAUUAAUUGGGGUGAAAUAACUGCAACUCCAGAAUUCAUCAGAGAUCUGAUUCAUCUCUUCACAACAACACAAAUUGAAGAUAUAGGAGUCGAUGAUCUACUGCGUGUUACCCCCAUUCCAGAUGAAAUAAGAGACACGAUAACAAUGGUAAUGAGUUUUGAUUUGGACAGGCUUAAUAUGACAGGAAUAAAUGAUAUGCCUGUACCUUCCUCUGCAUCUGAAUUAAUCGUUAUAUUCACGCGCAUUUUGCGUCAGAAUCCAAUAGACUGGAAUAUCUUCCGUAGCUAUACUGGUCUGAACCUGAUGGACAUGUACAAUACGAAUAUGACAAUACCGAACGGAUUGCAUUAUUUUCUUUCAGACUGGAGAAACUUCAAUAUGACUGGCAAUUAUUAUGUUGAGGUCAUCCGACCCUAUCUCAACUUAAUUAUGAAUAUGGAUUGGGAGAGCUUUGAUUUGGAUAACAUUGAUUUGAGUCUGCCUACUUCUUUCAGAAUAUUAGAAUUAUUCAUUUCAACUGACUGGGAAAACUUUGAUACAACAGUUCUAGAAAGCAUGAUGCCAGCAUCAAUCCAAAACUUUCUUACUAUUGCAAGACACCUAGACAUGUCUGAAAUGGAAAUGAUUGAGGUUAUGCUGCCUCUGUUACCAAUACCAGAUUACUUGAAGAACUGGAUAGAGAUGGCAAUUAACUUCGACAUGCAAGAGCUCGAUGUAAACCGGAUGAAUAUGACAGCUCUUCUUCCGGAGGAAUGGAGGGAAUACAUGAUGAUGCUGAUGAAUAUGGAUUUGGAAAGUAUCCGUUUAAGAAAUAUUACAGAUUUUAUCAUUCCUUCAGAGAUUCGUGAGUUCCUUCUUUUCUUGAAUAUAGAAGAUUGGUCGACAAUGAAUAUGGAUCGAAUGUUCUCGUUGAUAAUGAAUAUAGAUUGGGGCCUUCCAGAUACGUUGGAUCUGUCAGUGCUACAAAAUGGCCGUGAAAUAUUCCAAACUCUAAGGCACAUUGACUGGGAUAACUUUUCCUGGACGAACGAGAACAUUACUAAUCUUCCAAUUCCUGCUCCUGCCCAGCAAUUUCUUAUGAUGAUGAUGGGAACAGAUUGGGAUAAUAUCAGCUGGGAUCAAAUUGAUCUAUCUGCUCUCUCAGUCCCAGAAGACAUCAGGGAUGCCUUAUUUACCAUGAUGAACAUGCGAUGGGAUGCUGUCAAUUGGACUGGCAUGGUGGAUACCUUUCCUGUUCCUCAAAGUAACAAGGACUUUAUUCUUAUGCUGAUGGAAGCCCAAACAAGGGAACAUGUCUUCGAGAUGUUCAACGAAUUAAUGAUGAUGGACUGGGAGAACUUUGACUGGAUGAGUGCUUUGACUAAUAUGGAAAUCCGAGAACUCAACUGGGAGAUGAUGAUAGAGUUUCUAAAUCUACCAAUUUCAGAUGAAUCGAAGAGUCUUUUAUUACUGAUGUUGACCUCCAGCAGGGAGAACUGGGAUACAACUAUGUUGCCCAAUCAAUUUUCUGAGUUCAUGUACUUCCUUGAAAGUAUAGAUUGGGAAAACUUCGACUUCAUGCAAACUAUUGACCUCAUAAACUUACCCUUACCUGAUCAGAUCGGAAGCAUGCUCAUGAUGAUGGAACAGAUCGACUGGGAGAGCUUUGACUGGAUGAACAUGGAUUUUACAGUAAUAAGAGAGCUUCUAGAAGGAUUCAUGGGUAUGGAAAAUAUUGAAUGGUCUGACGUCAUAGAUCUUUCUGGUUUGCCGAUAUCUGAACAAAUGCAAAUGUAUCUGGAGAUGCUUAUGUCACUGGGCCGGGAAAAUGUUGAAUGGACUGAUGUCAUUGACCUAUCAGGUCUUCCAGAACCUAUUACAUUAUUGUUACAAAGAAUGAUGAGCAUGGAUUGGGAGAACAUGGAUAUGACUGAUUUCCCUAUGCCAGACCAGUUAAGAGAGUACAUCAUGAUGAUAACCCGAAUGGAUUGGGAGAAUUUUGACAGGACCCAGUUUAUCGACUUGUCUGGACUUCCUAUCCCAGAUCAAAUGAAAUUGUUCCUUCAAACGCUCAUGAAUAUUGACUGGGGUAACAUGAGUUGGGAACAAGUGGAUCUAUCAAUGGUACCUAUGGCUAAUCAAGUAAGAGAGUUUCUCAAUGUGGUGAAUGGCCUUGACUGGCAAACCACUGACUGGACUCAAAUAAUCGACCUGACAGGUCUUCCGAUUUCAGACCAAACUAAAAUGUUCAUCCAGGAGCUGAUGAGAGUGGAUUGGGAAAACCCAAACUGGAGUGAAAUGGACUUCUCUAGACUACCUUUGUCUGAAGAAAUGAGAAGUAUGCUUCAUAUGAUGUUGACCACGGAUUGGAAUAACGUUGAAUGGACUAAAAUUAUUGACCUUUCUGGCCUACCCAUCUCUGAUCAAAUGAAGCUUGCCAUCCAAUGGAUGAUGAAAAUGGACUGGAGAAACACCAAUUGGAUGAAUAUGGAUAUGUCAGGUUUGCCAAUAUUACAGCAGAUUUUAGAUUUCAACAACCUAAUUAAUAGUAUGGAUUGGUCAAACUUUGAUUGGAGCAGCGUUUUAGACUUAUCUAAUCUUCCUGUUCCACAUGCAUUUGAGACUCUGAUUGAUAAAUUGACAGGAUUUUCUCAUGCAGUUGAUGUGUUAAUUCAUGAAGCGUUACAUGAUGUCCACUGGAAAAUCGUCAGCUUCCUGCAGUGGCUAGAUUGGCCGUUUCUCCCAGAAUUACCACGACAGACUCCUCUGGCGUUUGUAGGAGACACGGCCAAGUACGUAUGUAAAGAUGGCUUUAAACUGGUUGGAAUGCAUGUCUUGAGAUGCAGAGCUGACGGAUCCUUCAGUGGCAUGAGACCAAUGUGUAUCAGAAUAAGGCCAACCCCUCAUCCGACGGAAAGGCCAACCGAACGACCUCGUCCAACUGAUAGACCAAUGCCUUCUGAAUCUUCUAGGACUACUUCUUUCGAAUUAACAACAAUAGACGAAAGUACGACCCAAAGUUAUAGAGCUACAUCUGAAACUGCAACACCCACAAAACCUCUCUAUCCAUCGGAAAGUCCGACGCCAUCAGAAACUCCAGAGCCAACUCCCUUUGGAGCAACAACAGAAGCAAAAGAAGCGACUCAGAGAGCUACAUCUUUGCCUUCCCAAACAACCGAAGAAUCCACUACAGAAAAAGAGGAAGGGACUACCAUUGGUGACGAAGUGACCACUCCAAUAAUAGAUUUCCAGACGACUUCAGAUGGAGCAACCAUACUGGUUACAACAGAUGAAGCUUCGCCUGCUCCAACGACAUCCUCUAAUCCAUGUUCCUCGAAUCCUUGCUUGGCGGAUGUAAACACAAACUGUGUGUCUGUGGGUGAUACAUAUGGAUGUCAGUGCCAGGCAGGAUACACCAGGGAUGCGAACAAUACUUGUACCUCAACCCAGCAGUUUGCAGCUAUGAUCCGAAUCACCGAGGUUAAUGGUGGAACUGCUUCAUUUACAGAGGAUUUGGAGGACACAACGUCACCGGCCUUCCAAGCUCUAGCUGCUGACGUAGAAAGCACACUCGACAUGAUAUAUCUGAUGAGCUCCCUUUCGGAUUCGUAUCUUGGAGCAACUGUCAAUGGUUUCUCCAAUGGCUCCAUUGUUGUGGAUUACACAGUUAAAUUCAGGGAAGAGGAAAGAACCGAACCAACGAAUACAACAGCCAAUACAACGAGGCCGACGAUAGAUUCAUCAUCCGUUGUCGCAGCGUUCACAGAAUCGUUGAAGAUGGCUAUGGAAAUGGGUACUGUCAAUGUCAGCAUCGAUGAGUCAUCUGUUACGGUUAUUGAUCUCAAUGAAUGUGUUUCACGCGAAGACAAUGAUUGUGAUGACAAUGCUUACUGCAUCAACACCGAGGGAUCGUUCACUUGUCAGUGCCGUGAAGGUUUCAUCGAUAUAUCACUUAACAUCCGUGAUCGACCUGGCAAAAGAUGUGUUCUUCCCGUCACAACACCAACAAUGCCUCCUACUCCUCCUAACCCGUGUUCAAGAAAUCCAUGUGCCAAUGCCCGGGCUGAAUGCGUCGUCGUUGGUAGAUCUUUCAAGUGUGUAUGUCGACCAGGAUUUGUGUUCAAUCCCGAAGGAGUUUGUGAUUUGACCUGUGGUCCCUUUCCUCAUCCACCACGACAUGGAUACGCAAUCAUUGGGGACAAUCGCCCGCCUGGCAUGAGGCCUCUGACUACUCCUACUGGUGGAAGUGCUAGAAACGAGUCCACCCCUGGUUGGGAAUGGCCCGUCACUAGAGAUCUAUUCGGAGAUGACUUCACCACUGUUUCAAACCUCUGGAGGGGUGAAUUUGAGGAUGCUGCUAACAUCAGCGAUGCGGCAUCACGUAUUGAAAGUCUAAAUUUUCCAAACCUCGGGGUUGGAAACCCAUUUGAGGAGACCACCGAUUUACAGGGUGUGACUGCAGAUUGGGAAAAUGAUGGUAUCUUUUUUGAUAUACCAACUGUUGAUGUUCCGAACUCAAGAGCAACCCAUGUUGCUCAAUAUGUGAUCGAUAUAUUAAUGAACAUAGAUUGGCAGAACUAUGGUCUAGGAUCCCAGGAUAAUUUACAAGUAAUUCGCAGGGUAUUCGAGGCAGCUCUUGAACUAAUGAGAAACCUAGAGAAUGGUGAUUUCUCGAACAUAGAUUGGAAUAUGAAUACACCCGAUUUCACAGAUAUUAUUCCAAAUAUUGAUAAUCAGACAGUCAAUCUUAUUACUUCCAUCGGGAGACGAUUCCUAUCUAGUACGAACCAGUCAGAUGUGAACUUGGAAUCAUCAAUUGAUAUGUUGAAUUCAUUUCUGCCCCAAGGUCUGCCAAAAUUCCGGUUGUCAUUCAACGAGAAUGGAAGUUCCUACAUCAUGCUUGAUUGGAGUACAUUUGAUAUGACAAUACUUCCUCUUCCCGAUAAUUUUAGACAGACUAUCGCAAUGGUCAUAGAUUGGCGAAAUACUAACUGGGAUGACAUUACCACGAUGCCAGACAUCCUCAGGGAUUUGAUUCUUCUUCUCACAACAACUGAAAUUGAAGAUAUAAGAGUCGAUGAUCUACUGCGUGUUACCCCCAUUCCAGAUGAAAUAAGAGACACGAUAACAAUGGUAAUGAGUUUUGAUUUGGACAGGCUUAAUAUGACAGGAAUAAAUGAUAUGCCUGUACCUUCCUCUGCAUCUGAAUUAAUCGUUAUAUUCACGCGCAUUUUGCGUCAGAAUCCAAUAGACUGGAAUAUCUUCCGUAACUAUACUGGUCUGGACCUGAUGGACAUGUACAAUACGAAUAUGACAAUACCAAACGGAUUGCAUUAUUUUCUUUCAGACUGGAGAAACUUCAAUAUGACUGGCAAUUAUUAUGUUGAGGUCAUCCGACCCUAUCUCAACUUAAUUAUGAAUAUGGAUUGGGAGAGCUUUGAUUUGAAUAACAUCGAUUUGAGAAACAUGACUCUGCCUUCUUCCAGAUUAUUAGAAUUAUUCCUUUCAACUGACUGGGAAAACUUUGAUACAACAGUUCUAGAAAGCAUGAUGCCAGCAUCAAUCCAAAACUUUCUUACUAUUGCAAGACACCUAGACAUGUCUGAAAUGGAAAUGAUUGAGGUUAUGCUGCCUCUGUUACCAAUACCAGAUUACUUGAAGAAUUGGAUAGAGAUGGCAAUUAACUUCGACAUGCAAGAGCUCGAUGUAAACCGGAUGAAUAUGACAGCUCUUCUUCCGGAGGAAUGGAGGGAAUACAUGAUGAUGCUGAUGAAUAUGGAUUUGGAAAGUAUCCGUUUAAGAAAUAUUACAGAUUUUAUCAUUCCUUCAGAGAUUCGUGAGUUCCUUCUUUUCUUGAAUAUAGAAGAUUGGUCGACAAUGAAUAUGGAUCGAAUGUUCUCGUUGAUAAUGAAUAUAGAUUGGGGCCUUCCAGAUACGUUGGAUCUGUCAGUGCUACAAAAUGGCCGUGAAAUAUUCCAAACUCUAAGGCACAUUGACUGGGAUAACUUUUCCUGGACGAACGAGAACAUUACUAAUCUUCCAAUUCCUGCUCCUGCCCAGCAAUUUCUUAUGAUGAUGAUGGGAACAGAUUGGGAUAAUAUCAGCUGGGAUCAAAUUGAUCUAUCUGCUCUCUCAGUCCCAGAAGACAUCAGGGAUGCCUUAUUUACCAUGAUGAACAUGCGAUGGGAUGCUGUCAAUUGGACUGGCAUGGUGGAUACCUUUCCUGUUCCUCAAAGUAACAAGGACUUUAUUCUUAUGCUGAUGGAAGCCCAAACAAGGGAACAUGUCUUCGAGAUGUUCAACGAAUUAAUGAUGAUGGACUGGGAGAACUUUGACUGGAUGAGUGCUUUGACUAAUAUGGAAAUCCGAGAACUCAACUGGGAGAUGAUGAUAGAGUUUCUAAAUCUACCAAUUUCAGAUGAAUCGAAGAGUCUUUUAUUACUGAUGUUGACCUCCAGCAGGGAGAACUGGGAUACAACUAUGUUGCCCAAUCAAUUUUCUGAGUUCAUGUACUUCCUUGAAAGUAUAGAUUGGGAAACCUUCGACUUCAUUAAAGCGAUUGACCUCAUGAACAUUCCCUUACCUGAUCAGAUCAGAAGCAUGCUCAUGAUGAUGGAACAGAUCGACUGGGAGAGCUUUGACUGGAUGAACAUGGACUUUACAGUAAUAAGAGAGCUUCUAGGAGAAUUCAUGGGUAUGGAAAAUAUUGAAUGGUCUGACGUCAUAGAUCUUUCUGGUUUGCCGAUAUCUGAUCAAUUGCGAAUGUAUCUGGAAAUGAUUAUGUCAUUGGACUGGGGAAGUGUUGAAUGGACUGAUGUCAUUGACCUCUCAGGUCUUCCAGAACCUAUUAGAUCAUUGUUGCACAGAAUGAUGAGCAUGGAUUGGCAGAACGUUGAUAUGACUGAUUUCCCUAUGCCAGACCAGUUAAUAGAGUACAUCAUGAUGAUAACCCGAAUGGAUUGGGAGAAUUUUGACUGGACCCAGGUUAUCGACUUGUCUGGACUUCCUAUCCCAGAUCAAAUGAAAUUGUUCCUUCAAAUGCUAACGAAUAUUGACUGGGGUAACAUGAGUUGGGAACAAGUGGAUCUAUCAAUGGUACCUAUGGCUGAUCAAGUAAGAGAGUUUCUCAAAUUGGUGAUAGAACUUGACUGGCAAACCACUGACUGGACUCAAAUAAUCGACCUGACAGGUCUUCCGAUUUCAGACCAAACUAAAAUGUUCAUCCAGGAGCUGAUGAGAAUGGAUUGGGAAAACCCAAACUGGAGUGAAAUGGACUUCUCUAGACUACCUUUGUCUGAAGAAAUGAGAAGUAUGCUUCAUAUGAUGUUGACCACGGAUUGGAAUAACGUUGAAUGGACUCAAAUUAUUGACCUUUCUGGCCUACCCAUCUCUGAUCAAAUGAAGCUUGCCAUCCAAUGGAUGAUGAGAAUGGACUGGGGAAACGCCGAUUGGGUGAAUAUGGAUAUGUCAGGUUUGCCAAUAUUACAGCAGAUUAUAGAUUUCAAUAAACUAAUUAAUAGUAUGGAUUGGUCAAACUUUGAUUGGAGCAGCAGCUUAGACUUUUCUAAUCUUCCUAUCCCACCAGCAAUUAAGACUCUGAUAGAUAGAUUGAGUGGAUUUUCCCAUGCAGUUGAUGCAUUGAUAAACGAAAUCUACCGCGAAUCGUUCUGGAAACUCAUCAGCUUCCUGGAGUGGCUCGACUUGCCGUUCCUUCCAGAAUUACCGAAACGCAGACCUCUUGCGUUUGUAGGAGACACGGUGAAGUAUGUAUGUAAGGAUGGCUUUGAACUGAUUGGAAUACAUGUCUUGAGAUGCACAGCUGACGGGUCAUUCAGUGGAAUGCGACCAAUAUGUUUAAAAAUAAUGCCGACGAGGCCUCCUCGUCCACCACGUCCUACUAUUAGACCAAGGCCCACCUUUCCAACAUUGGAACAGACAACUGGAAUUGAUAUAACUACAUUUGAUAUGAUGAUAUCUACCACUGAGGAGCCUAGAACGCCAGGAGAUCCUUGUGCUUCCCGCCCCUGCGCCUGGGACCCCAACACCAUCUGCGUCACGAAGGAUGACAGUUUCUUGUGCCUAUGUCAGGCGGGAUAUUCCAGGAACUCUGAUGACAUCUGCAUAUUAAUCCAGCAAUAUGUUGGGAUGAUUCGUAUCACUAACAUGAAAGGGAAACCAGUAUUAUUCACAGAUGAUCUACAGGAUAGAGAUUCAUUUGCGUUCCGGGCUCUAGCUAUGGACGUAGAAAACUCGUUGAAUCUGGUAUACAAGACGAGCUCGAUUGCCAGUUUGUAUGUAGGAUCUGAUAUCAACAGCUUUGCCAACGGUUCUAUCAUCGCACAGUAUGACGUCAUAUUCAUGAUUCCAAAUGAUCCAACACCCAGGAUUGAUCCAUCCAUUAUUGCCAGUGCAUUCAUGGAAUCACUUAGAAGUGCAAUGGAGAUGGGGACUCUCAACAUCACCAUCGAUGAAUCUUCUGUCACUGUCAUUGAUUUUGAUGAAUGUGGGUCACGCCGUGACAAUGACUGUGAUGACAAUGCCUUCUGCAUCAACACUGAGGGAUCAUUUACCUGCCGAUGUCUUGAAGGUUUCAUCGAUUUGUCGUCAAAUGUCCGUGAUCGACCUGGCAGAGAAUGCUAUCGGGAUAUGAUGUCACCAAGUCCUACAGUAACUUACAGACCAACAACAGACUUCUUUGAGGAAACAACCAUUUCUGCAGAAGUGACAACUCUAGACUCAGAAUAUACAACGAUACCAGAUUUGACAACAAAGAAGCCACAGCCAACUGAUACAGAGCGGCCGAAUGAGAUUACAACAGAUGGGAUUGAUAUUUUCACUACACAAAAAUCGCCAGUGACAACCAUCCAGACAACUCUUCGACCCGAACGAAGUACAAUCCAGACUACAAAAGCAACAACAAAAGAGGUCACACGAAUGGAAACGACUUUCUAUAUCAAUAUCGAAACAACUGAUUUAACAGAUUUUGAAGCUACUACUCAACCUUCGCAAACACCAGAAAUGACGACUGAAGGAAAGAUGACAACCGUUUUAGUUACAACGCCACAGAAAGGAAAACCGACAACUGAAAGAGACGUGAUCACAACCAGACCCGAGACCACAACAGAACUUACUACAAUUGAGGAAGACCAAGGAACUACUCAAAGGUCUACAACACAAGCUACCCCCUCUGCCAAAAUGACAACUGAAGAGGGAAUUGAGAGGCAAACAACUGACGGUCUAUUCAAGACAACAGACUCUGCCACUACACAAACUCGAACCACGCAAGAAGUGUCACUCUUGCCACAGGUCACAACACAAAUUGUCUCAACUGACAAGGUUCAGACUACACGUCAAUCUGCAACAACAGAGAGCCAAAUGUCAACAUCUUUUGUGGACACAACGAAGGCGCCAACCACACUCUCUGAAACAACGAAGUCAGCAACUACUCUCUCUGAAACAACGAAGGCAGCAACUACUCUCUCUGGAACAACAAAAGUAGCAACUACUCUCUCUGCAUCCACAACUAAAACUUCAGUUGAAACUACAGCAGAUGUAACAACUGAGUCAAAGUCGACCGAUGGAACGACAAAAGGUACCACCACAACACUUGUCACAACAGGAGCUCAGACGAAGGAAUUCACAACUCCAGUAGAUCCAUGUUCUUUGAAUCCAUGUGUAUCAGAUGUUAAUACUGAUUGCAUCACGUCAGGAGAUUCAUUCAUUUGUGAAUGUCAAGCUGGAUACACUAGGGAUGUUAAUAACACUUGCAUAUCCAUCCAGCAGUUCACAGCAAUGAUUCGAAUCACUGAGGUAAAUGGCGGAACGGCUAAUUUCACAGAAGAUCUGCAGAAUACAACAUCACUUGCUUUCCAGACUCUAGCUGCUGACAUUGAAAACACGUUGGAUAUGAUCUACAUGAUGAGCGCACUGUCUGAUACCUAUCUUGGUGUUACCAUUAACGGAUUCAGUGAAGGUUCCAUCAUUGUUGACUACACUGUAAACUUCAAGACUGAAGACCCUGUCAUGAACGUGACCAGUAAUUCCACAUCUCCGUCAUCUACCUUCAUCAACUCGACCUUGGUUAUGACUGCCUUUAUGGACUCGUUGUCGAUGGCAAUGGAGAUGGGAAACAUCGAUGUGACAAUUGAUGAAGCGUCAAUUAUGGUAACAGAUUUUGACGAGUGUGUAUCUUCAACGGACAACAAUUGUGACAAUGAUGCGUCAUGCAUCAACAUACAAGGAUCAUUCACCUGCGAGUGUAAUAUUGGAUUUAUCGAUCAGUCUCCAGCCCUACCUGACAAACCUGGCAGAUUAUGUGUUGCACCAACAACGCCUAGCGUUACUACGGCAAACCGCAAUAUGACUACGUCCACAACACCACGCCUUCCUACCACCACUCACACAACUCCGCGUCCAUCUACCACUCUUGGUGAUCCAUGUUCAUCGGAUCCAUGUGCCAGCGUGUACCAUUCAAUAUGUGUGGUAGUUGGUACAAGUUACAGGUGCAUCUGUCGUCCUGGAUUCGCUCUCAAUAACCAAGGCCGAUGUAGACCUGUCAACCAGUUCUUUGGUAGCUGUAGAAUUACUCGAUUCCGAGGAGUAAAGGCAGCCUUCACCCUAUCUUUAUCCAGCAGCAGUACCCAGGAGUUCGUAGCUCUUGCAGCAGACAUUAAGGAAACGCUGAGGCUUAUCUACGAGCGCAGUGCUGUUGCUAGUCGUUACAUCAACAUUGUGGUUGAUGCAUUUCAUAAUGGAUCUAUUGUGGUCGAUUACCGGGUUGAAUUGGAGGAUGAAAACACCACGUUGGCGAACUCAUCAAGGGUUUCGGCAGCAUUCACCCAAUCACUUGGAGAGUCGGUACAGAACGGAAUUGUGGAUAUCGAGAUCGAUGAAGAUUCUAUCAUCGUCAAUGAUUACAACGAAUGUCUUUCAUCCGAUGACAAUGAUUGUGCAACUAAUGCUGAAUGUAUCAAUACAGAAGGAUCAUUCACAUGUCGUUGUAAUGAUGAAUUAAUUGAUACGUCACCAGAUCCUAACAGAGAACCUGGAAGAAGCUGCAGAGAGCCUGGUCCUUGUCCGACAGACCUUCCUAAUACCUGUUCAACUGGAGCAGUCUGCAUGGAACAUGCUAUCGAGGGGUAUGUGUGCCAAUGUAUGAAUGGAUAUGUAGAUGUCUCGCCGUUCCCUUCACUGCCAGGAAGAAUCUGCCAAGAGAAUUGUCCGGAUGGGUACUGCCAAAAUGGAGGAACCUGCUCAUCAUCAGAGAAUGGAUCUGAAUGCAACUGUGCAAGAGGGUAUUCCGGACCACAGUGUGAAAUCGGACCUUCAGGUGACCUCCAUGCACUUGAGAUCCUUGGUAUCGCACUGGGAGCCAUCAUCUUCAUCGUCCUCAUGGUUGUCCUGACAGUCUUCUGUUGUGCCAUCAGAAGACAGCAAUCCCGCUACCGAGACUCUUCAAAGCGUCGUGGUAAUCAUGCCAAGUCUCGACCCCGUUUCUUCCAUGAUCCAGACUGGGACCCAAUAGAUGAGCGAAGCGAGGAUUCACUGUCGAACGCAGCCUAUGAUGUGGCAGCGAGUACCAGCGCGAUGAUGAUGGAGGAUGAAGAAAGAAGCCAAAGGAUUGUUGGUGCUAUGGGUCAACAAAUUCCUGAAUUUGAAUCUUCAAUCCACCGAAUCAGUAACCAGCCAGUGUACUACGCUGGUCACCAUCCUCGAUUAGUUGACAUGGGUGCCACUGAAUUCAGAACACCAUACGUUGCUUCUGGUGAUGAGGUCGGCUACAUGGAUUCUCGUUAUGUGCCUGGUCGGCAUUCACCCCAAAUUUCAUCCAGUGUUGCAAGGAACCCACAUGCAAUAGCGCCAACUAUUGACAGGGGAAGAAAGCCAAGACAUUUUGAAGGAUCCAGUACCAAUGAUGCCCCACCACCCCCUGCACCUCCCAGGCCUGGACCAGCAGAAGUGGAAGCACGGUUAAGAAAACAGGAGAGAGCUGGAAAAAGUGUUAGUGUUAACCUUGUUCCAAUAAUUGACCCAAUGGAAUCUCCUUAACAUUUUACAUUCUUACAAAACCUUCUUUAUAGCAAAUUUAAUUCAUUUGUGAUGACUAAUCAUAGUUUAUGUAUUCUAGAAAAUUAUUGCAAACUUUUGGUGUAAUCAAAAUCUACAGACUUUUAGGGAAACAUCAAGUUUCCUACAGAAAAUGUGCCUCAGUUGAUUACUUUGAAUUACAACUUGGAAGUACUAUAAUCUCAAUUUCUACUAUUUUGUCCAAGAUUAAAUAGCUCCACAUGUUAAUAUUCCUCGUACAAUACUAGUCACAUUAAAAUGUAGUAGCUUAAGAUAUAUUUGUCUUUCAUAAAUAAGCUUAAGAAAUGGAAGUAACUUUAACCUAGAAAAUGAAAAUUAUAGUUAUGAUUUACAUUAUGUUUCUAAUAUAUAGUGGAAAUACAAACAUACAGUACUUGCUUAUUUUUACUUUUUUUUAUAAAGUUGCUGUAAGGAAUGCACUAAAGAAUUUACCAUGUUCCAGAAUUUUUUAUUUAUUAUAUCUUUAUGGUUCACUCUUUUAAAGCAAAUGAUUGUAUUCAACUCCAAAUUUAGAAUAGAAUAGAAAUAUAACACUAUAUGCAGCUCAAUUAUUGAAGGGUUGUGUUUACAAUAUUUAACAUUCUAUAUUUUGAAAGAUUUUUUAUAUUCACUUGCUUAUCAAUUAGGUUAAGUGAGAUUUUAAUUAACGUAACUAUUUUUUAAAUGAAAUACAUGUAUGAUAUUAAUUGAGAUGUAUAAUUCAUUUUGGAAUUUCAAAUUAGUAACUUAAACUGACUGUGGAUAUCUUUCUUCAAAUUCAUAUUGAUAAAUUAUUUGAUAAUGAUAAUGAAAAAAGAAUAUGCAACUGUCCUAAUAUGUCCUUUACAAUUUUUGGUAGUACUCAUAAUAUCACAGAAGGGCCUGAAUUCACUAAGGUUUUUUUUCAAUUGUACCAUGGUACAAAACCAUGGACUAUGCAAACACUGUGUAUAUUAUUACGCUUUUUAUCACAUACACUUUAAAAUUCCAAAUUACAAAUAUGCGCUUUAUGCAUAGGGCACUAAAUCCAUGCUUAAUGAAGCACAAUAAUACAAGAAAUCUGCAUAGUGUACCAUGGCACAAUUCAAAGCACCUUCGUAAGUGCAGGCCAUUAUGUUUAAACACUAAUUAUCUGUCUAAAUGUUGAUAUUCAUAUUUUUAUUACUAUAAUGAAUAAUAAAAUUCAAGCAGAAUAGAAUAAUUGUUAUGUACUGAAUUUACUGCAACAAAUUGUCUUUUACCCUCCUCCCUCUCACUUUCUUUCACACCCUCACUUUCUCUUCCCCAUCACUUUCUUUCUCUCUCCAUCUCAAUCUGCAUUUUAUACUCUUCCCCUCACUCACACACACAUGCACACACAUACCCACCUUACCUCUUCUCAUCAUAAUUACAUUAUAUGCAACCAGGGUGGGGAAGGGGAGGGGCUGGCACUAACCCAUCAAACCAGAAAACUUGAAAAAAGAUAUAUCAUUUUUUUCUUGUCAAGACACUAUAUGCAUAUGGUAUUCUUUGGGUGUCAAAAUUGAAAAAAAUGUGAUGUUUCUGGUCCAAGAGCAAAGUCAUCCUUAUUGCUGGUAAUAUCAUUUCCUCAAAGUUGAUUUAUUUCAUUGAGGAUUUGUGGGAUUUGGAAUUCUUUGAAUAAGGACAUGUAUCAUAGGGUUUUAGAUAAAAAGCAUGAAAUUGUGAUUUUGACAAAUAGAAUAGACUGGGUUGGGUUUUCAUUUGUCUUUUUUCAAGCCUGUACUGUACAGUUGGUAAAUUGACUACUCCCACCUGGUAAACAACAUCCACAAAUAAGUGAAGCCACACAAACCUGUACAAAUUCAUAUUUUUCACAAAAUUUAAUGAAAUUCCAAUGGAAAAUCUCAUUUAGGACAUGGUAUAAACCAACAAUAAAUACUUAGGAAAAACAAAAGUACAGUACUUUCAAAUUCAAAAUGCUAGUACCAACAGAAUAGUUCACUUUAAUAAUACAUAGGUGGUACUGCUCUGCAUCGAAGUCACUAUGAUAAUCCAAGGCUUCAAGGAAACGAUACUUUCUGUUUGAGAGCAAAAAAAAAAAAAGAUACAUGAAAUCAUGACUGAAUGUUUUGGUUUGGUCAACAAGGGACAUUGCCACUUCUCAUCCUUAUAUUUUUAAUUUCAUUUCUGAAUUUAUUCAUCCAUUCAUAUCAAUGUGAAAAUGUUUUCUUUAGAAAAUUGAAAUACAUAUCUCCAACAAAGAUGGGCAAUGAUCGAUUGAUAGAUUGAAAUAUUCAAAGUCAUAUUUCAAUUACAUAAUCCCAAACGAUUUAACUUAACCAAAACAUACCCUUUACCUUUGAGGACCAAAUCCAUUCUUCUCAAACAAAAAAGACCAAGAGAGAAGCCUUUAAAAAAGAAUGAAUUUGUUAUUCUAAAAAAAAGAUCAAACUAGUCCAAUAUUUUGACAGCCCUCGAUUGUGACUUUCUAUCUUCUUGUAAUCAUCCAAUCUAUCUGCACGUAUUAAUAUAUGAACAAAAAAUAUUUCAAAUUAUUCACAUCCACCUGAUUGUUAUCUUUGCCUUUCAAAAUAAGGUAAAUGUGGACAAAUAAUGGGAUAAUGAAAAAAAUGUAUCAAAUUAAUAAAGAAUUGAAAAGCAUUAUCACACAUUGAACACUUUAAGGUAAUCACUAAAAUGUAUAAAUUAUGACCAAAAUUACAAUAUAUACUAAAUACUUACGAUUAUCAUGAUAAUUAUAUAUACCGUAUGUACAAACAAUAUUCAUCAUUGUCAUCUAUAUUUUAUCCAAAACAGGCACUUCUUAAACCAAACAAAGCAAGUUUGGUUUGAUACUCAAGGUAAAAAUGUUUACUCUUUUUUUCUACUCAACAAAAAAAAAAUGAUUUGCAAGACUCAGCAGCAUUUGAACUGAGAUAAUAAAGUUUUGAAAAGAGAGUACCCAAUUCCAUAACAUUUCAAGUUAUGCAGUAUGUUUCUUUCAAACCCUUUCAAACUAGACUAAGACACCUGAUGUGGUGGGGGGGGGGGAAAUCACCCCAUUUCUAGGUCAAUUGGAAGGAAAUUAUCAGUAAAUCCAUUUUCCCUCUUCUAAACCCAUAGUUACUAUUUUUUUGGGGGGGUACUCCUCUUAUUUACUAUUUUGAAAAGAUCAAGGAUAAAGGUGCAUGUUUGCAUUAUUUUGAGAUAUCGUGCCCAUCAAAUGUACAUCAUCUAGUCUGAUGUGUAAGGAAUGGUUGUGAGAUACUAGGUUACAAUGGACUUAAAAAGCAUACAAAAACAGAGAAAAUAACAUCACAUCAUCAUCAUUCUUCUACCAUUUCAACAAAAAUCUGUUAAAAAAUCAUGAAUAAUUUUAGCCUAGAAGGGAGAGCUACUGUCAAUAUUUUCAUGGCUUAUAUAAAAAAGUAUUGAAAUGAACUUUCAUACAAUUUACCUAUCUGGUACAGUUAAGUAAAACCUAGAAGUUCAAAACAGAAUUUUCUUUCAUUAGCAAUUCCUUUACGAUGUACUAAAAUUUGAAUCUUAAUCAACAUGGCUUUCUUGGGAAAAAAAAGGACAAUCAGAGAUAUGCAUAUCAGCCACUAUCACUCUUAAACAAAACUCUCUUUGGUUGGUUUGUUGAGAAAGGAAACUAAGCUAUUAUCAGCAAAGAAUAAAAAAGGAUUUACUAGAAAUAAUGAUAAAUCUAAGACUUUUGUCUCAGUAAACUUACCCUGCUGUUUCAGAUAUCAACACAAGAUUCAUAGAUCAAUAUUUACAGAACAAGACCAGUUUAUGUUAUGUAACAAAAACAUUACAUCAGCUCAUGUCAUCAAAAAAAAACUUUACAAUCUAGCACUUUCUGGUUUUACAAGUAUGGAUGGUAAAACUUUUUUCUUUCCAAUAAAAAGUAUAUAGGUCACUUGACUUUUCCUCUGCUCACAUAAAAAAAAUUAAAUAUUUUUUUUACAAUUCGUAGCAAAAAACUGCACCAUGUUUCAUAAUGAUAAAGUAUCUCUACAUAUAAUAACUUAGCCAGAUUUUCUUUUUUCUAGGCAAGUCUGUUGGCGGCUACACUAAUCUGGCUGUGAAAAAAAGGACAAUUUGGUGCAUAACAUCCACAAAGACAUCUGCGUGACCACUCAAUGUGCCCAAGUGUUUUGGUGUUAAUAAUCAUAAUAAAUGGUGUGUAUGUGUAGCUCUUGACAAGACCUGUGCAUUAAUUAAAUGACUAUUGUGAAUAUGUGCAAGUAUGCCUAAAAAUGUAUUUUGGAAUAGAUGUUCACAUUUUGAUUUAGAACAAAAACACAGUAUCAAUCAACUCUGCUUUAAUGAAAAUGCUUUAAGUGUAAUUUAAACAUUGCAGUAAAAGGAAAUCUUCACAAAUUAUUCUAGUUCUCCACAUAUCUUUUCAUUGUUGUGAUAAUGGAGAAUUGUUGUCAUCAAAACAGAAACUUGAUUUCUUUUGAUAAUCCCCAGGCAUUAGCUGGUGUUCUUUCCCUUUUUUGAGUGUUUUUUAAUUUGAUAUUGUAUAUUGGAUAUUGUAUGAUGAUUAUUUUCAAUGUAAUGAAUUGACUAUUGUUAUGAGUAUAGUGUGUACCUGAAAAUGAAAUCAAAUAAAUAAAAUAAAAUGUGUAAAACCCACUUCAAAAAGGUAGUAAAGUGAUUAAAUGCAUUUGGUGCCAUAUCUCAACUUUUCACAUUGAUUUCCAACAGAUGGCAGCAAUGAUAGAGAAAGAAAUUGCAUUGUUUCAACAGAAGAAACCCUCUCUGAAACAUUCAUCAGUGUCAUUGACUGGCCUUUUCAGUCCUUGUCAAUUAAGUGCCAAAUACCUUGUGCAAAUAAAGGAUCAAAUAUAUACUACCAUUGUGCUCUUGGUGACUGAAGUACAAGCAGUACAGAAUAUAAUGUUCAAAAUAUUGAGAAAACUGGAAUGGGACAAUGCAUUUCAAUAGUGCAGGUAAAGGUUGAUAAUUGUAAGUGAUUGACAAACAAGUGAUUAGUGAGAAAUUUAGAACUAAAUUGGUGUCUCUGUGUGCUUUUAAAAGAUUUAAUAAAAUAUUACACCCAAGCACACACUUAAGUUUUCAAAAUGUAUCUGUGAUUUGCAAGUACUGGUCAAUAU
Lytechinus pictus (painted urchin) is the source of this 25669-nucleotide messenger RNA. RefSeq lists its product as uncharacterized. Bases 192 to 20561 code for a protein of 6789 amino acids. Gene Ontology annotation, molecular function: calcium ion binding. Lineage: Eukaryota; Metazoa; Echinodermata; Echinoidea; Temnopleuroida; Toxopneustidae. The record is from RefSeq and is a predicted model, not a curated record. The transcript is spliced from 42 exons.